AUGACCGACCGUUCGAUAGAGUCCAAUGCCACCGCGGUAAUAUACUUGCUGGCGGGUAUUGGCUGUGGCUUGGCGCUGGACAUAACAGCCAAGUGGCUACUCACAGACUACUCGCUCGUUCAGUUUGUAUUCCUGCGCAGUGCGUUCGGUCUGAUGUUUUUUCUGCUGAUAGCCAAGCCGAUGGGAGGCCUGCGUCAGUUGACCUCCAAACGUUGGCGCUGGCAUGUCAUGCGGGCCUUGAUGGCGUGCGGCGCGAUGUUCGGUUUCUUCAAUGCACUGUCUCAUAUUCCUUUGGUCAGCGUCUUAACUAUCGCCUUUACCGCACCAUUGAUGGUCACAGCAAUGUCCGCCUGGUUCCUGAGAGAGCCGAUCGGUUGGCGGCGCUGGCUUGCCGUGCUCAUCGGGUUCGCAGGUGUACUUAUCGUGCUAAGGCCUGGCACAGGGUUGCUACACCCAUCCGCUCUUGGUGUCAUCGCUGCCGCAUUGUUCUAUGCCGGGCUGGCGAUCACAUCUAGGAAGCUAGCCGAUACCGAGAACAGCUACUCUUUAUCGGUUUACGCGAUCGUCGGGCCAUUCCUUAUUUCUUCGCUAUUGGUGCGCGAUCACUGGCAAAUGCCGGCCACCACUGAUUGGGCACUUUUUCUGUUCGCCGGGUUAUGUUCUGCUGGUGCCUGGGUAGGGAUUGUUGGCGGAUACAGACGCGCCUCACCGGCCCUGCUAGCGCCGCUGGAAUACCUCGCGCUAAUCGGUGGCGCAAUCGCCGGGUUCCUGAUCUGGGACGAGAUCCCUGACCGCUGGGUCGUGGUCGGGGGACUGGUGAUUAUUGGCAGUGGGCUAUUCGUGGUCUAUCGCGAUGUCAGUUCCGCUCUGUCGGGGCGCUUACUGCGAGCAUUCAGUGUUGGCAACACUGCACCGGCAAAACGAGAACGGGAGUGA
Molecule: messenger RNA, 936 nt
Organism: Nerophis lumbriciformis (worm pipefish)
Lineage: Eukaryota; Metazoa; Chordata; Actinopteri; Syngnathiformes; Syngnathidae
Source: RefSeq, a predicted model, not a curated record